UGAUCGUAGCCAACUUCACAUCAAACAACAAAAUUGUAGCCAACUUGUCGGGAACGCGUUCUUUGUGAAAGUUUGUUUAAUCUUUUUAAACGUCACAAUAUCGGACAUGGCCCAACGUUUUCCGGGGCCUGUACCGAAUGCAGGACCAGGAGUUCCUCCUCCACAAAGGUAUCCGCCCCCGCAAAAUCCUCCGAUUCGACAAUAUCCAGGACAAAACUUCCCGCAAAGAUCAGGAUUUACUCCCCCACCAAAUAUGGGGACAAGUGGAGGUAAUAUAAUGCAACGUCCACCUCAGCAACCUUAUUCCCCAAUGAGGGGUGGUCCCAUGCCGCCCCAACAAGGUGUUAAAAGACCUCCAGACUCCCGGGUGGGUUUACCACCACAAAAAGGUGAAUACACACAUGGAACAAGUAAAAAAAAGAAGAAACUCUCUGAUAAAAUUCUCCCCCAAAAAGUGCGUGAUCUCGUCCCUGAAAGUCAAGCUUACAUGGAUCUUUUAGCUUUUGAACGUAAGCUAGAUGCUACAAUAAUGCGAAAAAGAUUAGAUAUUCAAGAGGCCUUAAAACGACCCAUGAAACAAAAACGCAAAUUAAGGAUUUUUAUUUCAAAUACGUUCUAUCCAAGUAAAGAACCGCAAGCUGAUGGACCAGAUGGUCCAGGACAAGAAGGUUCGGUAGCGUCUUGGGAGUUACGCGUCGAAGGUCGUCUUUUGGAGGAUUCCAAAAACGAUCCUAAUAAAGUGAAAAGAAAGUUUUCUUCGUUUUUUAAAUCUUUGGUUAUCGAGUUGGAUAAGGAAUUGUAUGGGCCUGAUAAUCAUUUGGUUGAAUGGCAUCGCACUUUGACUACACAAGAAACUGAUGGAUUUCAAGUGAAAAGACCUGGAGAUAAAAAUGUGAGAUGUACGAUCUUGCUACUUUUGGAUUACCAACCAUUGCAGUUUAAAUUAGACCCAAGAUUGGCGAGGUUGUUGGGGGUUCACACUCAAACACGUCCUGUUAUCAUUUCUGCACUUUGGCAAUACAUCAAAACUCAUAGAUUGCAAGAUGCCCACGAAAGGGAAUACAUAGUUUGUGACAAAUAUUUAGAGCAGAUUUUCAACUGCCAAAAAAUGAAAUUUGCUGAAAUACCACGACUUUUAAAUCCACUUUUACAUCCACCCGAUCCAAUUGUUAUUAAUCAUGUUAUCUCAGUGGAAGGUGGGGCGGAAAAUAAACAAACGGCUUGUUAUGAUAUUGACGUUGAGGUUGAUGAUACUUUAAAAACCCAAAUGAAUAAUUUCUUAUUAAGUACAGCAAGUCAACAAGAAAUUCAAGGUUUAGAUAGCAAAAUACAUGAAACAGUUGAAACUAUAAAUCAGUUGAAAACUAACCGGGAAUUCUUUUUGAGUUUUGCUAAAGAUCCCCAACAAUUUAUCCAUAAAUGGAUUGUUUCUCAAACGAGAGAUUUGAAGGCUAUGACUGAUGUGGUUGGAAAUCCAGAAGAAGAAAGACGUGCAGAUUUCUUCUAUCAACCUUGGGCUCAAGAGGCAGUUUGUCGUUAUUUCUAUACUAAGGUUCAACAAAAACGUGCUGAAUUGGAGCAGCAAUUGGGUAUAAGGAAUGCCUAAUAAGUGAAGAACACUUUUUUCAGUAUAUCACUUUUAAUAUUCUUAAUUUUAAUUGAUAAUGGAUAAAAAUGGAACUUUUUGAUGAUAAUAAAAUCAAUCUUUUUUAA
Molecule: messenger RNA, 1713 nt
Organism: Onthophagus taurus
Lineage: Eukaryota; Metazoa; Arthropoda; Insecta; Coleoptera; Scarabaeidae
Gene: Bap60
Product: Brahma-associated protein 60
Source: RefSeq, a predicted model, not a curated record